Molecule: messenger RNA, 574 nt
Organism: Caenorhabditis sp. 36 PRJEB53466
Lineage: Eukaryota; Metazoa; Nematoda; Chromadorea; Rhabditida; Rhabditidae
Source: the annotation of a GenBank genome assembly
AUGUCUGCUCCACUUCUCGUCCUGUUUCUAUUCAUUUUUUCCACCGGUACGAAUAUCUUUCUUUCCUUGUUAGAAUUAGAAGAAAGAUUGGUCAAUUUUACACUCGUUAAUGCACCUUUAAUAGUUCACAAUUUCAGCCGUCGAUGGAGCCACCUAUACAUUUGCCGACGAGAAAGAAGUACACGAUGAAGGGUAAGUUGCCACAUGGCAAUGCAUAGUAAUCUAACAAUAUUCCCGUUCAGACAUAUCAAACAGCAUCUGGAGAACAAAAUAGAAGUGGAGAAAUUGACGGAGGAGCAGCAAAGGUUCCACUACUUUUCGAUGCACGAUUUGAACAAGGACAACCUCAUCGACGGAACCGAGAUUCUGAAGGCUUUGACGCACGAGCACGGAGAUCAUAACGGUGAGUGAAACCAACUGUGUCGGUCAUCGGAAUUGUAAUUAUUUUGCAGAUGGACGGUCACCGAUGGCUGAUGAGGUAGAGAUUGAGCGGCUCGUGGAUGCGGUGCUAGACGAUUUGGAUACGAACGGAGAUGGAGUCAUAGACUAUUCAGAGUAUUUGAAAAGACAGUAA